AUGAGAUCUUCGCUCCCUCCCACCUGCCUCCUGCUCCUCCUCCUCCUCGCCAUCGCCCUAACCACCCCUCUCCACACCACCACCGCCGCCGCCGCUGCCGACAAAGGCGAGUGCUGGCGCGAGAAGCGGGACCUGGAGGAGUGCAGAGCGGUGGAGAAGGUUGCGGCGGAGCGGAAGGAGGCAAUGGAGAUCAAGGCGAAUGCAACGGAGGAGGCGGCGCACAAGCGAAGGGACACGAUGUUUGAGUGCAAGGAGAAGGUCGACCAGGACAAGGAGGCGUGGCAGAAAGAGAAGAACGAAAUCACUGCACGGAUUGGCACUCUAGACAAGAAGGUCAAGGACCUGGAGGAACAGGUGAAGGCCAUGGAGAAAGAGCUAUAG
Molecule: messenger RNA, 381 nt
Organism: Closterium sp. Yama58-4
Lineage: Eukaryota; Viridiplantae; Streptophyta; Zygnematophyceae; Desmidiales; Closteriaceae
Source: the annotation of a GenBank genome assembly